Aethina tumida (small hive beetle) is the source of this 4815-nucleotide messenger RNA. RefSeq names its product DNA topoisomerase 2 (gene Top2). Gene Ontology annotation, cellular component: nucleus. The transcript has 8 exons. Bases 133 to 4686 code for a protein of 1517 amino acids. Lineage: Eukaryota; Metazoa; Arthropoda; Insecta; Coleoptera; Nitidulidae. The record is from RefSeq and is a predicted model, not a curated record. Gene Ontology annotation, biological process: DNA topological change; sister chromatid segregation; resolution of meiotic recombination intermediates. Gene Ontology annotation, molecular function: DNA topoisomerase type II (double strand cut, ATP-hydrolyzing) activity; ATP binding; DNA binding.
AAGUGCGAGUUUAUGGCCAAGCGGCUGUUGAAAGAUUGUGUCAAUGAUUUUAUUUGUAUAUUGAAAUGAUUGUGAUGUUUAUGUAAAAUAUUAGUGGACGCACAUCAAUUGCCUCUUCAUUAGGUGUUCACCAUGGCGGAUAUAAAGAGUAUGCUUGCGAAGAUGAACAAUGGGUCGGCGGGUGAAGGUGACGCUGGUCCGGAUCCUCCAUCUGCGUCGUCCUCGAAGACAUCGAAAAAGGGCACCAUCGAGAAAACUUAUCAGAAAAAGUCUCAACUAGAGCAUAUCUUGUUGCGUCCCGACACAUAUAUCGGUUCCGUAGAGAAACAUCAGGAAGUAAUGUGGAUUUACGAUCAAAAUGAGGGAAGAAUGAUCCAGAAACAGGUGGAAUAUGUACCCGGCUUGUACAAAAUAUUUGAUGAAAUUCUGGUGAAUGCUGCUGAUAACAAACAAAGGGACAAGCGUAUGGACUGCAUUAAAAUUGAAAUCGAUCCGGAAGCUAAUGUUAUCUCCGUUUGGAACAAUGGACAAGGUAUUCCAGUAGUUAUGCACAAGGAAGAGAAAAUGUUUGUUCCCACCAUGAUUUUUGGUCACCUUCUCACUUCUUCUAAUUAUAAUGACGAAGAGGAAAAAGUUACUGGAGGACGCAACGGAUAUGGUGCAAAGUUAUGUAACAUUUUCAGUACAAAAUUUACGGUUGAAACUGCCACUAAGGAAUAUAAAAAGCAGUUCAAACAGACUUGGGCAAGUAAUAUGACAAAAGCUUCGGAUGCCAAAGUUAAGGAGUUUGCGGGCGAUGAUUACACGAAAAUCACCUUCAGCCCUGAUUUGUCCAAGUUUAAAAUGGAAAAGCUGGAUGAUGAUAUAGUGGGUAUAAUGUCUCGAAGAGCAUUCGAUGUAGCAUCCUCCAGUAAAGGGGUGAAAGUAUUCUUGAACGGCAAACGAGUCCCCGUGAAAAGUUUUAAAGAUUACAUCGACUUGUACAUUAAAGAUAAGUCGGACGAAGGACGAAAGGUUAUCCAUGAAGUAUGCAAUGAACGAUGGGAAGUCGCUCUAACCAUGUCCGAUCGUGGCUUUCAACAAAUGUCGUUCGUCAACAGUAUAGCGACGACGAAAGGUGGGAGGCACGUCGAUUAUGUGGCUGACAUGAUAGUAAAACAACUGAUUGAGGUACUAAAGAAAAAAAAUAAAGGAGGUAUUAAUAUCAAACCGUUUCAAGUAAAAAAUCACAUGUGGCUGUUUAUUAAUUGUCUCAUUGUAAAUCCAACCUUUGACUCGCAAACGAAAGAAAAUAUGACGCUGCAAAUGAAAAGUUUUGGAUCUAAAUGUACACUAAGUGAAAAGUUUAUUAAUGCUGUGACAAAAAGUGGUAUUGUUGAAUCAGUAUUAUCAUGGGCAAAGUUUAAAGCUCAAAACGAAUUGGAAAAGAAAGGCGGUAAAAAGCACCUUAAACUCAAAGGUAUUCCAAAACUGGAGGAUGCCAAUGAAGCUGGUACCAAAAACGCCUUGAAAUGUACUUUAAUCUUAACUGAGGGAGAUUCAGCCAAGUCACUGGCUGUUUCAGGAUUAGGUGUAAUUGGAAGGGAUUACUAUGGAGUCUUUCCGUUGAGAGGUAAAUUAUUAAAUGUGCGAGAAGCUACACAUAAACAAAUUUUAGAAAAUGCGGAAAUCAAUAACUUAAUAAAGAUUUUGGGUUUGCAAUAUAAAAAGAAGUACAAUAGUGAAGAUGAUAUGAAGACUUUACGUUAUGGUAAAGUUAUGAUAAUGACUGAUCAAGAUCAGGAUGGAUCACAUAUUAAAGGACUUCUUAUUAAUUUUAUACAUUAUAACUGGCCAGAAUUGCUAAAGCAAAAUUUCUUGGAGGAAUUCAUUACUCCUAUUGUAAAGGCUAGAAAGAAGAACGAGGAAUUGUCGUUUUAUUCCCUACCGGAAUUUGAAGAGUGGAAAAAUAACACACCUAACCAACAUACCUACAGUAUCAAAUACUACAAAGGUUUGGGUACUUCCUCGUCGAAGGAAGCAAAAGAAUAUUUCACUAAUAUGGCCCGUCACCGCAUCAGGUUCCGCUACCAAGGCCAAGAAGACGAUGACCACAUUGUUUUAGCUUUCAGCCGAAAACACAUUGAACACCGCAAAGAAUGGUUGACCAACUUCAUGGUUGAGUCUAGACGGAGAAAGGAAAUCGGUCUUCCUGAAAAAUAUCUAUAUGGAAAGGAUACGAAAUAUGUGUCGUAUACAGAUUUCGUCAAUUUAGAAUUGGUACUGUUCUCCAACGCUGAUAAUGUAAGGUCCAUACCUAGUUUAGUUGAUGGACUUAAGCCAGGUCAAAGAAAGGUGUUGUACACUUGCAUCAAACGUAACGAUAAAAGGGAGGUAAAGGUUGCUCAAUUAGCAGGUUCGGUAGCUGAACAUUCUGCAUACCAUCAUGGUGAAGUGUCACUUUGCAUGACCAUUGUUAAUUUGGCUCAGAACUUCGUCGGAAGCAACAACAUUAAUUUGCUAGAGCCUCGUGGUCAGUUCGGUACUCGCUUAUCUGGUGGAAAAGAUUCAGCCAGUCCCAGGUAUAUUUUCACAAAAAUGUCACCACUCACGAGGUUAAUUUUCCAUCCGCAAGAUGAUCCUCUGCUUAAACAUGAAUAUGAUGACAAUCAGAAAAUCGAACCAGUGUGGUAUAUUCCAAUCAUUCCUAUGGUUCUUGUAAAUGGAGCUGAGGGAAUUGGUACUGGAUGGAUGACUAAAAUUCCAAAUUAUAAUCCUAGAGAUUUAGUUGAUAAUUUACGAAAAAUGAUAGAAAGUGAAGAUCCAAAAGAAUUGCAACCUUGGUAUAAAAAUUUUAAAGGCACUAUUGAAUUUUGUGAGUCUGGAAGAUAUUGUGUCAGUGGUGAAAUUGCAAUCAUUGGCAAUGAUAAAAUUGAAAUUACUGAACUUCCUGUUGGAGUCUGGACACAAAAUUACAAAGAAAAUGUAUUGGAACCUUUAUUACAUGGUUCUGAAAAAGUGAAAGCAAUCAUUAGUGACUACAAAGAGUAUAACACAGAUACAACUGUAAAAUUUGUGGUGACUUUACUUAGUGGCCAAUUACAAAAUUUAGAAAGAGAAGGCUUGCACAAAGUUUUCAAGUUGCAAACUAUUAUAAACACCAGCUCCAUGGUUUGCUUUGACGAAUUUGGUUGUUUGAGGAAAUACGAUUCAGUAAUGGAUAUUAUGUCGGAAUUUUUCACUAUUCGUUCAAAACUCUAUGGAGCAAGAAAAGAUUAUUUAGAAGGUGUCUUGCAAGCUGAAGCAGCUAAGUUGACAAAUCAAGCCAGAUUCAUAAUGGAAAAGUGUAGUGGUGUAUUGGUUGUUGAAAACAAGAAAAGGAAAACAAUAGUUGAUGAAUUGAUCCAGCGAGGUUAUUCUCCAGAUCCAGUUAAAGAGUGGAAAGAAAGCAUCAAAGCAGAGGAGGAAGAGGAAAACAAAGAUGAGGAAGAAGAGAUCAAUGAAGAUGAAGAACAAGAAGGCUCAAAAGCUUCUUCUUCUAAGGCAAAACCUGUAGACCCAGAGAAAGCUUUUAAAAGUCUAAGUGAUGUUAAAAAGUUCGACUAUCUAUUGGGCAUGUCCAUGUGGAUGUUGACUGAUGAAAGGAAGAAUGAGCUUCUGAAGCAACGCGAUCAAAAAUUAUUCGAAUUAGAUAUUCUUCGUAAAAAAUCAGCUAACGAUUUGUGGAGGGAAGAUCUCGAUGUCUUUUCCGAACAAUUAGAAAUCGUAGAAGAAAAAGAACGACGUGAAGAAGCUGGAACUGUAAAGAAAGAGAAGGAAAAGAAACCUACAUUGGGAAGGAAAAAGAUUAAUCUAAGUGAAACUAUGCCAUCGCCAAUGGCAGAAAGAGUUGUACCAACCAUUAGUGAGGACAUCAAAAAGAAGGUUCAGCUAUCUAUUAAGAUCAAGGAAUCUAAAGUGAAGAAAGGCAUUAAAAAAGAAGGUGGAUUGGAGGAUAUAGAUGAAUUUGAUGAAAUGGUAAAUAAAAAGUCUCUUAAGGAGAGAAUAGGCAGUCCAGGAGAAGAAAAGAAACCACGAGGUCGUAAGAAAAAGGAAGCCGCAUCUGAUGGACUUAAACAAACAAAACUGGCAUUUGGAAAAGCAGAAAAUGGUGAGCCAAAGAAACGGGGUAGAAAGAAGAAAAUUGUUGACGAUGACGAAGAUUCGGAUUUGCACAGCGAUACAGAACCUGUCGCUCCUCCAAUUGUUAGAGAGAGAAGAGCUGUCGCAAAGGCCAUUAAUUAUUCGAUGUCGGAUGAAGAAGAUACUAAAAUCUCAUCUGAUGAUGAAGAUAUGUUCCAUGACAACGACGCUAUUGUGGAAGAUAAUACACCAGCUCAAAUAGAAAAAAUGUCUGACAGCGAGGAUGACAACAAACCUCCUCCUGUACACGAAACUUCCGAAGAUAUGUUUGAUAAUCUGGUGGGGAGAAAGAAGACUGAUGAUGUAAAAGAAAAGAGCAAACCGGUAGUACCUAAAAAACGAAAAAUUGUAGUGUCGAGUCAAUCAGAUUCCGAUGUAGACUCGAUGGAUUUUAAUAUCGAGGACAGCGACGAUGAAGACUUUGCUCCAGCUAAAUCAAAAAAAGGUGCCAGUAAAUCAAAGGCCAAAGCGGCACCAAAGCCAAGGAAGAAAAAGAAAGUUACUAGUGAUUCUGAUGAUGACUAAUUAUAUCGCCAAUAAGAUUAAAUUCAUUUUAGAUCAUUGUAGAAUGUGAUGUUCCCGUUUUAUUUAAUUUCAUAAUUAGUUUUUAAUUAAAUUUUUCAAAUAAAACGAUUUAAUUAUUGACUUUGUAAA